AUGAUGGUUGCUUUUAAUACAAUUUACAGUGAUCUUGAAGAGAUACCUCCAGUUUUGCCCCCUCGGCAAGAGCCAGUCUUAGACUUCCUAGAAGCGUUAGUGAAAUGGCUGCAUUUGUACUGCAUCCUUUCCAGGCUUAUGCAAGAACCUCCCCCACAAAUUGUGCAAGAAGUACAGCCUAUAAUAAUCCCACCACCUUCACGAAUUGCACCAGCAUAUGCUCUGCCCCAGCCGGUGCAGAAUGUGGUGGUAGGCAACUCACCGCUACCGUUGGUCACUGGAGGAAUGCUUGGUGGUCCUGCACAGCAGCUUACCGGAUCACGACUGUCAUUUGCGGGACCUCCCAUGCCCUCGUAUAAUCAGCCACCUCAAGGUCCACCAAUGUCAAUGUAUAACGAAGGACAAGGACCACAAAUAAUCUCUCAAGGCCAACCAGUGCCAAUAUACAACGAAGGACCACAGGCAAUUUUUUCAACGUAG
Messenger RNA from Cylicocyclus nassatus, 480 nucleotides. The record is from the annotation of a GenBank genome assembly. Lineage: Eukaryota; Metazoa; Nematoda; Chromadorea; Rhabditida; Strongylidae.